This is a messenger RNA of Zychaea mexicana, 1217 nucleotides long. RefSeq lists its product as uncharacterized. Lineage: Eukaryota; Fungi; Mucoromycota; Mucoromycetes; Mucorales; Lichtheimiaceae. Gene Ontology annotation, molecular function: hydrolase activity, acting on ester bonds. The record is from RefSeq and is a predicted model, not a curated record. Bases 259 to 1059 code for a protein of 266 amino acids. The transcript is spliced from 3 exons.
ACGGGCCAUUUUGGAGCGAAAACCUAGCGGUUGGCUGGGAUGCGUCUAUAUACAGUUUUGCAUACGACGGGGCUGUGUGUGAUAAUGACUUAUUCAGCAGCGACACGAGCGGGGCGAUGCCAAGCAUAAAGGACCAAAUUGAAAUGUAUUAUAACGAACACAUGGACUUGGAGCCGAACGAUACGGUCUAUGCGUUCUGGAUUGGAUUGAACGAUAUCGAUCUGGCAUUCAAACAAGAUAACACUACCAGCUUAUUGGAUGCGCAACGUUCGUAAAGUGUUUGGCAGCAAUCGAUACCUAGUGAUCAACAUACCACCUCUCGAAAUGAUGCCGUAUUUCAACGGCGACGAGAAACGGAAAGCAGCAGCAGAGGAGCUGAAUGAUCAACUACUGAAAAGCGUCACCAGCAUGAACAAGCAUCACCGAGCGUUGGAAAUGGAUCUGGUGGAUGUGCAUGCGAUGGUGGGUGACAUGGUAGAAAAACCGAGCGAGUUUGGAUUUAAGGAUGCCAGCCAUGCCUAUUGGGAAGCGUGCCAAGGCCAAUGUACGGAUGACCUGGACGAAUACUUGUGGUGGGACAAGGUCCACCUGACAGGAGGCGCCCACCGUGCCAUUGCCAAUAGCAUUCUGUUGUCAGGGUCACUUGAGCCCAAGGUCUCACUACCGUCGGUUGCCGAAGUAAAGAGCACGAUCGAAGGGGACAAGCGAUUCCAGUCACCUACAUACACGCCACAAGCCAACACGGGCGUGAUUGACAAAGUGGUCAAGGAAAUUAUGGAUGCAAAGGCGACGGAACAGCCGGAACAGCCGCCGGCAGUAACGGAUGAUGAUCGCAACGUGACGGAAGUGGAGGAGGAGGAUGACGAUCUCGACAGUGACGGGUCGUUCAGUCACAUUUACUUUGUGGUGAUGGUGACUGUUCUCUUGUGUAUCGGGUUUGUCUGGUUUGCUCGGAGGCAAAAGCGAUCUAGCAGGUUGGCAGCGUUAUCCGGACUGGUCAAGAACAACGGUCGGGGACGGUUCACACCUCUUCAAAACAUGGAAUCCACCAAUGCAUAAUGAACAACCCUACCUAUUUUAUACAUACACACUUUUUGCAUCAUUCCUCAUCUCUCUAGACCCAAUAAAAAAAACACCCAUCAGGUAAACAAAGGUUGUCAUUGCAGAGAAAAUAGAAGUUCAGGAUCCACACACCAGCCGGAGUCAUGCAGCAUUUU